AUGUCACCUGAAAUUACUCAAGUAAAUGUGGGACUAGAGCACAAGGCUCCGACCAGACCGCUUGGGAAAGCCCCAACUACCAUCUCCCGGGCCCGUACACCGACCACUAAAGGCUCAAUAUCCAAAUCCGUCUCCGACAGUCCUGCGAGUUAUCCUCCUCCCUCCACCUCCGGCCCGGCCUCCCCCAAGGAGAGACCCGACCCCCGUCAGCUCCGUCCACCCAGCCUACCACCCCCCCCGUACCUACGUCCUAGCAUAAUCCCGGUGACCCCCAAGAGCUCAAUGCCGGGUCCACCUCACCAUAUUAACCUACGAUCCGCCCCAUCCCCCGCCCCGUAG
Molecule: messenger RNA, 339 nt
Organism: Dicrocoelium dendriticum
Lineage: Eukaryota; Metazoa; Platyhelminthes; Trematoda; Plagiorchiida; Dicrocoeliidae
Source: the annotation of a GenBank genome assembly